Molecule: messenger RNA, 670 nt
Organism: Dendrobium catenatum
Lineage: Eukaryota; Viridiplantae; Streptophyta; Magnoliopsida; Asparagales; Orchidaceae
Exons: 5
Coding region: 23-643 (206 amino acids)
Source: RefSeq, a predicted model, not a curated record
CAGGGCUGAGGCUAAACAUUUCAUGGCAUCGAUAAAUUCAAGAUCUUCUGAACUGCUGAAAUCUGAAUCAGAAAAUAAUAAGCAAGUGAAGGUCUUGAAACGAGACAUUUCUUUUUUAGAUGAUGACAAUGUAUUGUUAGGCCCAUUAUGUAAAAUUCAAAAGAAAUCAAUUAUAGAGGAAGAUACAACUGUGGCUAUUUCAGGGGAUCAAAUUGCAAAUAAUGAAAUGAAUGAUGAUUCCACUUAUAGUCAUAUGACAUUCUCUCCACAAAGAAAGUCAUAUUUCCAUAUGUCAGCCCCUGAGGAUGUUGACCUAGAGGAAGAUGUUGUGGAGAAUGCCCCAUGUACAAUAGCUAUUUCAUGCCACAACACACUUCCUUCACAAAAAAAAUCAUAUUUCCAUAUGUCAGCUCCCGAGGAUAUUGACGACUCGGAUGAAGAGUAUGCUGUUACUGAAGAAUCUGAUCAGUCGUUAUUUUAUUCUGGUACUGCCAUAAAUGAUGGAUCAGAUGAUACUUGUGGUUCUUACAAUGAAGGGGACAUCACAUUUCCUAUUAUAAUUGAUCUUAAUAAUCAUUCUGCCCCUCCUACACCAACAAUGCCAAGUCCAUCUCAUGUUAAGCAGCCUUUUCAAUUUGUCUAGUUUUAGCUCAAUGAGUGUUGAUAUAUU